This is a messenger RNA of Carassius auratus (goldfish), 2534 nucleotides long. RefSeq names its product polymeric immunoglobulin receptor-like. Gene Ontology annotation, cellular component: plasma membrane. The record is from RefSeq and is a predicted model, not a curated record. Lineage: Eukaryota; Metazoa; Chordata; Actinopteri; Cypriniformes; Cyprinidae. Bases 74 to 2074 code for a protein of 666 amino acids. The transcript has 7 exons. Gene Ontology annotation, molecular function: transmembrane signaling receptor activity.
GUGUACGUUUAUAUUUGACUGCGAUCUGAACGACUGUUUCUCUGAAUAUCUAUAAGAUUAAAGUCAAUCAGGAAUGAGGGCCACCAUCACAAUCACCAUCUUCUUCUCUCUCUGCAUGAUGUCAGGUCAGGUUCUGUGUUUUAAAGUGAUCGGCUGCUCUGGAGGGAGUGUGAUGAUCAACUGCAUGUAUAAGUCUGAUGAGCAACAUAACACAAAACCCCUGAACAAGAGAAAGCCUUCUGACCAGUUUAAAGGAAAGUAUUUCUGCAGAGACAGAGACUGUAGGACAGGAAUCAGUACUGAGACUCAGCACCGCUGGGUUUAUAAUGAGAGAUUCGCUCUGUAUGACGGUGAAAACAGAGGAUUCUUCACAGUGUUCAUCAGGAAGCUCAGCAGAGAGGAUGAUAGGAAAUACAUAUGUGGAAACAAUCAGGAAUGGAGUCGUGAUGUUGAUUUAAAGGUGAACAAAAACUCUUCUUCUUGUGGGACGUCUGUUAUCCGAUCUGCAUAUAAAGGUCAAACAAUCACUUUCAGCUGUGAAUAUGAACACAAGUUUGAAACACACACCAAAGUCUUGUACAGAGUGAAUGGAGAUCCUGUGUUUGUGCUGAAGAUCUCUCAAUCAUCACAAUCAUCUGAAGAGAAGUUCAUCCUGUCUGACAAUCAGAGAAAUCACUUUACUGUGACCAUCAGAGACAUUUCUGAAGAGGAGCGUGGAGUUUAUUUAUGUGGAGUGGAGAGAGACGGAGGAGAUACACCACCUUCAGAAACAUCAGUUACUCACAUAACCUUCAUUAAAGAGAUUCAGCUGAACGUUCAUCGUCAGAUAUCUUCUGUCCAGGUUGAGGCCUACAUCAGUAAAUCAGUCUUCAUCAAGUGUAAAUUUCCAGAAGAAUUCAAAGAAAACCAGAAAUUCAUCCAGAAAGAUUCAUCACAGGAGAUCUCUGUUAAACAGAAUCAGUGGAUCCGUCAUAAUAAAGCGCUCGUGUAUGAUGAUACCAGUUCAGGAGUUUUGAAGGUUUUUAUCAGUGAUUUAACUGAAGCUGAUGAAGGAACGUACAGAUGUGGAGUGAAAACUGCUGAUGAUCAUCUGUUCAUUAAGAUCACACUGAAGAUCAGUCAAGUUGAUAAUUUCCCUGAAUCAAGUGAAUCAGCUGCUGUUAUUGGUGAAAGUGUGAAACUCAGCUGUAAUUCCCCUGAGAAACAGCAGUCCAUCAAACACAUCUGUAAAGAGAACGAGCAGAAGAUCUGUCAGAGCAUCAGUUCAUCAGAGAAGCAGCGCUUUGAGUUUUCUGACAGUACAGCAGGAGUUUUUACAGCGAGCAUCAGUAAUGUGAGCCUGAGAGAUGCUGGAGUUUACUGGUGUGGAGCAGAAACCAGACACCAGCAUCUGACUUCUGUUUCUCUCACCAAUAAACAUCAACUGACUUUAACCAUGCCUCCAGUGAUCGGACGUGAAGGAGAUUCAGUCCAGAUCAAAUGCCCUUAUGAUGAAAAACACACUGAAGAAAAGUGUCUGCGCAGUAGAAAGUGUUUGAGUAAAGAAGUAAAGUAUCUGUGUAAAGGAAAGUGUUUCACUGAAGAUGCUCAAAUUAUCAUUCAUUCAGAUGAAGAUCAUGUUAAAAACCCAAGGAUUUCAGUAAAGGACGACACUGAACUCAAUCUCUUCACUGUGACCAUGACUGAGCUGAGAGCAGAGGAUGCUGGGAAAUACUGGUGUGCAGUGAAAGAUGUGUUUAAUCUUCCCAUUGAGCUCAUGAUCAUCAGGAAGGAUGCGGUCGCUCAUGAAGCGUCUGUCGGAGGAUCAGUGUCCAUCAGCUGUAAACACAUCAGGAAUCAAACACAGAGGUUUUUCUGCAGAGGAGAUCAGCUCAAUAUCUGCUUCAGAGACGGAGUUCAUGUUUCAUCAGAUAACAGCAGAUUCUCUCUGACUGAAGAAACCUUUACUGUGAAGAUCAGCGAUCUGAGAGCAGAGGAUUCUGGGAAAUACUGGUGUGCAGAGGAGAGCUCUGGGUCCUUCAUAUUCACUGAAGUUCAGCUAAAUGUGACCGGAGGUAAAACACUCUUAAACUAAAAAUUAAUGCUGAAUUACUUGGUAACUUGCCAAAACUGAACCGAAGAAUAUACUGCAAUCUUCUCAAAAUUAGAAUAAAAACAGAUUGUUUGAAAAUAUAUAUUUAAUGUAUAUAUUAAAUAUUUUGUGUGGAGCACAAAAUAUCUUCUUUUGUGCUCCACUGAAGAAAUAAAUUCAGACAAGAGUCAUAUGAAGUCAUGAUGCUGAGCAAACGAUGACAGAAUUGUAUGUUUGUAGUGUACUGUCUCUUUAAAUAAGCAUGUUGUGUAAAGUCUGCGUCAUCAGUCUGAUAUGUGUGAACAUGUGUGUGAACAGUUUUCACACUAGUUUUACACCACAGACCACUGUUUGUGUGUUUAAGUAAAGCAGAAAUGAAAGCUGGCUGUUUUUUUGUGUUUUACUACUGUAAGGUUCAGAAAGCAUUUGUAAUACAGAUAUGUUUCAUAUCACUCAUUUUAUC